GCAGAUCGAUCUGACAACUCUCACGACAACCUCACCCUUCUCCAUCCCACCCCCACCAAACCCCAGAUCACCACUCUUCACACCACCACACUUCAAGCCCGUCAGCUCAGACCAAACCGUCAAAAUGCAUUUGAUGUAUGUCCCCGCCAAGAACGCCGACGGCAAGCCGCUCGCGCGCCAGUACACCCUCAAGAAGGUCCUCGACGGCCAGAUCACCAAGAGCGCCCACCCCGCUCGCUUCUCUCCCGACGACAAGUGGUCUCGUCACCGUAUCACCCUCCGCCGCCGUUUUGCGGUCCUCCUCGCACAGAGUACUGACAGUGGCUCGAAGCGGGAUCCAUUGACCGAAGUCAAGACUGAAUUCUACGUCAAUGCCGCCACUCGUUAUCUGUUCGCGUCCGGCCUGAGAAUCGUCUCUCCCACCGACAUUGUUAAGAAGGAAGCCGACAACAACAUGGAUAAGAAGGAAGCCGACAAAGUCAAGUUCAAUGCCAAGGCCGCGGUCGUCUCCCUUAUGUUAGAUCAACACAUCGCCAAGCAGGAGGACAAUUUCGACAAGAAGAUCAAGGCCAUGCUCGAGGCCAAUCACACGGACGAGUACUACCUGGACCAGUACUACAAGAUGGUCAAUAAUAUGGAGAACGAGGCCGACGACUGA
Molecule: messenger RNA, 658 nt
Organism: Neurospora tetraspora
Lineage: Eukaryota; Fungi; Ascomycota; Sordariomycetes; Sordariales; Sordariaceae
Product: nucleolar RNA-binding protein
Exons: 2
Coding region: 125-658 (177 amino acids)
Biological process (GO): positive regulation of telomerase RNA localization to Cajal body; snRNA pseudouridine synthesis; ribosome biogenesis
Cellular component (GO): box H/ACA snoRNP complex
Molecular function (GO): telomerase RNA binding; snoRNA binding
Source: RefSeq, a predicted model, not a curated record